UGUAGCAUCUACUCUUCGCCGAUAUUCGACCUGGUGAAGUGAAUCCUCUGUUUUACUCAAGAUUUCCUAUUAUAUAAGAGCUUCUUACUCACGAUGAGAGACACAAUGUCAGGGGGAUAAGACAAACACCAAAACAGAAACAGCAAGUUGGGUUUAAAACCGUUUUUCUUUCAUAAGUGAGUGGGCGUUUAGCCCUUAUUGGAAUCUGUGUUGGCGGCCAUGAUGAAUCCAAAGACAGGAGCGGCACAAGCGAUCCAAAAAUCACCCCGGAUUGGUGUGAUUCCUCAACAUGGACCAACUAAUGCCGAUCUUACUAGUAUAUUCGAGUGUCCUGUGUGUUUUGACUAUGUUCUACCGCCAAUUUUACAGUGUUCAAGCGGCCAUCUUGUGUGUUCAAACUGUAGACCGAAACUAACUUGUUGCCCAACAUGUCGAGGACCUUUGGGGAGUAUUCGGAAUCUAGCGAUGGAAAAAGUAGCGAACACGGUUUCAUUUCCUUGUAAAUACGCUAACUCUGGUUGCGAAGUGAAUUUACCCCACACAGAGAAAGCAGAGCACGAAGAAUCGUGCGAAUUUCGGCCAUAUUCUUGUCCAUGCCCCGGUGCUUCGUGUAAAUGGCAAGGUUCCUUGGACGCGGUGAUGCCGCAUUUGAUGCAUACACACAAAUCCAUAACAACACUACAAGGCGAAGACAUUGUAUUCCUUGCCACUGACAUUAACCUUCCUGGCGCCGUUGAUUGGGUAAUGAUGCAGUCGUGUUUUGGUCAUCACUUUAUGCUGGUUUUGGAAAAACAAGAGAAGUAUGAAGGUCACCAGCAAUUCUAUGCCAUAGUACAGCUGAUAGGGACCAGGAAGCAAGCAGAGAGUUUUAUUUAUAGACUAGAACUAAAUGGCAAUCGUCGCAGACUUGCCUGGGAGGCGACACCACGUAGCAUCCACGAGGGAAUUGCUUCUGCUAUUUUAAAUUCUGAUUGCUUGGUUUUCGAUGCAAAUAUUGCUCACCUUUUUGCAGAUAAUGGGAAUUUAGGGAUAAAUGUUACAAUUUCUAUGGUUAGUUAAUGCAUUAUGAGCAUUUCUUUUGUUUAACCCAAGAUUGCGAAUCAUUUUUCUCUUGUGAAAAAUAUUGGAAAUCACACUUUUCACAUACAUAAGAUAGGAAAUAGGGUCUUAUCUAAUAGGACAAAAAUUAUAUCUCCAAGCUAAAAAAUGAAAAUAGAUUUUUUUUCAUCAAUGCUUGGGGAUCAAAUAACUGUAUAUGCCCAUGUAUAAGAUGCUACCAUAUUUAAGAUGUACCCUGAUUUUAAAAGACUUUUUGUACGUAAAAGUGUUUUUAAUACAUGAGUAAAUACAGUUACAUAGAAGAUGUUGUCCAUUUUGUUAUAUCAAAGCAAGUCAUUCAGGUUCCUCAAGUUAUAACAUUUAAUCAAUGGCUAUCACCCUAUUUUUCCCCCUAAGUUAUACAGCAGAUUUGUUGUGUUUCCAAAACAAACACAUUUCAAACAGAAAGUGGUUAUGAUUGCCUCAAUAUUUCAUAGUUUUAUCUAAAGCCAACAAAAGUUUUAACUAAAGCUUGUAGUUUUCUUUAUAUACAGUGGCUUUAUGUUAUCCUUAUAGGUUUUAUACAAUGUUCCAGUAUCUGGUAAUGUAGCAAGUGCUUCCCUGUGUCUCUAUAAGGUUAUCUAUUAUUUCUGAAUAAAAUUAUUUAUUUAUUUGCUGCUAUUGCUAAUAUUAACUUUGUAUAGAGUACAUAACUUAAGAGCAUAUAUAUGUACAUAAUGGUUGCAUUUGCAACUAACAUAUAUGAUUAGUAAGAUAAAGCAAUAUAAUGAGAAGCUAUUGAAUAACUCUUUAAAAAGCAAGGCAAUUUAAUAAAGAAAAUAGAAGGUUCUCAAAAAGUAACAAACAGUAUACAUCUGUGUGAUAGUUUAGAAUGCAGAGUCGGAAUAACCGUAUUCAGUGUGUAUUUGAAAAAAACAACCAUUUAUCAAAUCUUUGGGAAAAUAUAUUGUGAGCUUUAGAUUUAUAAACAUGUGUACAUAGCAUAUUAUCAAAAUUGACUUUAAUAAAUGGAUGGUGAAUGCUA
Messenger RNA from Nematostella vectensis (starlet sea anemone), 2083 nucleotides. Its product is annotated as E3 ubiquitin-protein ligase SIAH1A. Gene Ontology annotation, biological process: proteasome-mediated ubiquitin-dependent protein catabolic process; multicellular organism development. Bases 220 to 1059 code for a protein of 279 amino acids. NCBI's taxonomy places the organism in Eukaryota, Metazoa, Cnidaria, Anthozoa, Actiniaria, Edwardsiidae. The transcript has a single exon. The record is from RefSeq and is a predicted model, not a curated record. Gene Ontology annotation, molecular function: zinc ion binding; ubiquitin conjugating enzyme binding; ubiquitin protein ligase activity. Gene Ontology annotation, cellular component: cytoplasm.